This is a messenger RNA of Theobroma umbraticum, 554 nucleotides long. Its product is annotated as endochitinase PR4-like. Lineage: Eukaryota; Viridiplantae; Streptophyta; Magnoliopsida; Malvales; Malvaceae. Gene Ontology annotation, biological process: cell wall macromolecule catabolic process; chitin catabolic process. Gene Ontology annotation, molecular function: chitinase activity; chitin binding. The record is from RefSeq and is a predicted model, not a curated record.
ACCACAAAUUUUCCUCUCAUUCUUUGAACAUGGAGUCCCUAGCUAUGAGAAAAUAUUUGCUAACAGUUGUUCUCGUCGGAAUUCUAGCAGCUGCUGCCAUGCCCCAAAAUGUGUUGGCUCAAAACUGUGGUUGUGCACCAAACUUGUGCUGCAGCCAACAUGGUUAUUGCGGUCUUGGCAACGACUAUUGUGGCACGGGAUGCGAAGAGGGCCCUUGUUUCUCUAAAUCUCCUAGCGGCGCUUCUGUUGCCAGCAUCGUGUCACCUGAAUUCUUUAACGGGAUAAUUAAUCAAGCCCGUUCAGAUUGUGUAGGGAAGAGAUUCUACACGAGACAAGCUUUUCUGACAGCAGUCGAUUCGUUUCGUGAUUUUGGAAAAUUAGGUUCUGAUGUUGAUUCCAAGCGCGAGAUUGCUGCCUUUUUUGCACAUGCCACACAUGAGACUGAACACCUCUGCUACACAGAAGAGAUGGACAAGAGCAACAGCUACUGUGAAAAUAGUGCACAGUACCCAUGUGCCCCAGGGAAGUCCUACCAUGUGCCUUUGACAAGUUGA